AGAGAAAUGAAGCACAUUUUCAAGAAGCUACACAAAGGCCAUAAUCAAGAGCCUAAUCGGACCAACGAGACGCCGCCGCCGCAGCCGUCUCCCUCAUGCGCCACCGAUCAUCAACGUCCCAUGUCCGGAAACUCUCCGACGAGUCCCUCCACGUCAUCACCUGCUCCGGAUACUGUUCCGCCGAGCGCAGGGUACGCUGGACUGUGUCGGCAUGUUGUCGGAGGAGGAGUUCCAGGUUCAGUUAGCUCUAGCGAUCAGCGUGUCGAAUUCGGAGGAUCAGAUCCGCGCGGCGACUCUGCUGAGCUUGGGCGGCCAUCAUCAGAUGGAUACAGGCAGGGAUAGGGAGGAGGUGCCUCGCAGAGGAUUUAUCGAGACAUUAUUGGGGUUAAUGCAAUUUACUCUCAGACAUGAAUUAGUAAAAAUGAUGAAUUGCAGCAUCAUGGAGUCUUUCAUGCUAUGAAAUUGUAGUGGAUGAGGUUGAACUAAGAUUAGUAAUUGUGUUUUGGUGGUUAAAGCUUGGAGUUUUGUUCUUAACAACUCAAAUGUAUUUUGUAUCUAGUUUUAGAUUAUAUAUUGCUGGCCAACAAAUUUCAUUGCUACCAUUUUGGACUUGCAUAAUUUAUAGUUAAGAAAACUAUGAUCAUCUUAAUUAUUUGAGUCCUGCAUUUUCAAUUUUAGUAGCUGAGUUGAAAUGGUUACUUUUCUUGAUUACAUAAAUUGAAUUCUUGAUC
Molecule: messenger RNA, 731 nt
Organism: Rubroshorea leprosula
Lineage: Eukaryota; Viridiplantae; Streptophyta; Magnoliopsida; Malvales; Dipterocarpaceae
Source: the annotation of a GenBank genome assembly